Angiostrongylus costaricensis is the source of this 888-nucleotide messenger RNA. The record is from the annotation of a GenBank genome assembly. Lineage: Eukaryota; Metazoa; Nematoda; Chromadorea; Rhabditida; Metastrongylidae.
CUCAGACAUCUUAUCCAGGAUAUCAGCACAACAUGUGCGAAAUUAGGCCUACCAACAGAUGCUCAAAAUUGGACACAAGAACAUGGCUCACGUUGGAUAUCAGAAAUGUGUCAACAGUUCAACCUUACAUCACCUCGUCAAACUUAUAUCAGCGGCCGAGUACUGCUAAGUAUGAGUCAAAAGGAUUUUGUUGCCCUAGCUCCUGAAGGAGGUGACACACUAUACGCCCAGUUACAAUUGUGGAAAACCGGUAAGUAUAGGGUUAGAAAAACUUCAUUACCUUUCUCCUCAUUGAGUUUUUGGAUCUUUUCCACUUCCACACUUUCCUUAUCGCUUUUGAAUUCAAAUACCCUAGGUGGAAUCGGAACAGCAACUCAAGAUGGUCAGGGUUUUUUUGGAAAUGGUAUCGUGCCGUCACCCAGUGAAAGCGAUAGAAGCAGCAGCGCAAGUAUGCAUGAUGGUGAGUCAUCUUGUUCUUUCUACUUCUGUUCAGUAAACACGAGGUGCUAUUUUAAUUCUUUAUUUACGUACAAUAACUCCAGCAUGCCGAAUGGUGCUCAGACACCAUCAGCCGACGAUCCACGUCCGUCUCCAUUCCCGCGGCACUCUGGCACUGUGCAUCUAUGGCAUUUCAUACGUGAACUGCUCGAUCAUCCUAAUAAACAGUAUGGGUCGUGCGUUCGCUGGGUGGAUAGAGAUGAGGGAACUUUUAAAAUCGAAUCUUCUCAUCAUUUGGCAAGAUUCUGGGGACAACGCAAAAACCGCGCUCAAAUGAAUUACGACAAGCUCUCACGAAGUCUUCGACAAUACUACAAAAAAGGCAUCAUCCAAAAGCCAGAGAAGAAACAAAGGCUUGUGUACAAAUUUUUACCUCCUUACAAUCUGUGA